Colletotrichum orchidophilum is the source of this 2136-nucleotide messenger RNA. RefSeq lists its product as uncharacterized. The coding region runs from base 1 to 2136 and encodes 711 amino acids. The record is from RefSeq and is a predicted model, not a curated record. The transcript has a single exon. Lineage: Eukaryota; Fungi; Ascomycota; Sordariomycetes; Glomerellales; Glomerellaceae.
AUGGCCGAGUAUAAGUACACCACCCUCGGCGAGCGGGAUUUCCGAAUCCUCUCCCUCGCACCGGGCCGCUUCGACGACGCCCUCCAGGGCGACCUCGUGGUGCGCCCCAUCGACACCUACGUCGACGAGGCAAGCAAACACGAGCACGAGCUCCCCGAGUCCGCCGACUCGUACGAGGCCAUCUCGUACGUCUGGGGCUCCGAUGAGAAACCCCACCACAUCACCUCGCCGUCCACGGGCGCCCGCAUCCCCAUCACGGAAAGCCUCUAUCUCUGCCUCAAGCGUGUUCGCCUCGAGGACCGCCCGCGUCUUAUCUGGGCCGAUGCGCUGUGCAUAAACCAGGCCGACGGGAAGGAGAAGGAGGCGCAGAUUAUGCUCAUGCACGACAUCUAUCUGAGCUCGCGCCGGGUUCUCGCGUACCUGGGCGAGGAGGCCGACGGCAGCGGUGAGGCGAUGGAGUUGAUUGAGCGGUACUGGCGCGUCAAUAUCCCGGACCCCAUUAACGCGGGCGCGCGCGCGUUUGCGGAGGACCUUCUCGGCGCGCCGAUCCCUGAUGCGCCGACGGGUGCUGAGGCGGAGCUGCCGCCUGUGGGUGAUCAAAAGUGGUUGAACGUGUCUCGAUUCUGGAAUCGCUCGUGGUUCCGCAGGGUCUGGAUUGUGCAGGAAUUUAUUCUGGCGCGGGAUGUCAUGAUGAUCUGCGGGGACAGGACGGUCAACUGGUCACAGCUUUGGCCGGGGACGAUUGCGCUCGAGGAGCCUGAGAAUCCUCCCUGGCCUCUGGUCGAUGCCAAGGGCGAAGAGAUUGAGAGCGCGGCUGACUUGAUGGCCAAUAUGGCGCAGAGGCUUCGGUUUUACCAGCUUGGCGCCAUGAGAGGCAACACGAGGUCACACGAGCAUGGGGAUGGUGACGGACAUGAGCACGGAGGUGGAUGCUGUGGAGGCCACGGAGGUCAUGAUGACGACCACGACCACGACCACGAUCACAGCCACAGCCACGGCCACGAAGAGGAAGCUGACGCUGAAGAUGGAGACGAAGGCGAAUGGGAAUCGAAAGACGAGGAAGACGGCGGAGAGAAGCGCUCGACGGACCUGCUCAAUCUCCUCAUGUCCUUCCGCGAAGUCGACGCCACGGACCCGCGCGACCUCUACUUUGCGCUCCUCGGUCUGGCGCUCGACGGCGACAGGGAAGAGUUCCGCCCAGACUACUCGGCCACCUUUGAGCAGACGGCCCUCCGCUUCGGCCGCACCCUCCUCCACGAGCCCUUUAGCGAGGAACUCCUCGACCACGUCGGCAUCGCGGAGAAGCACAACGGCAACGGCAGCGGCACGGCAGACUUUCCCUCCUGGCUGCCCGACUUCCGCCGACCCUGGCGGCGUAUGACGGUGGCCGACGCCGCCGAGUCCGAGGCCGCGGGCGAGACGGACUUUGACUUUGGGUUCGACCCGAGCGCCAAGGACGACGAGCUCCUGCUCAAGGGCGUCAAGGUCGAUACCAUUGAGCACAUGAGCGGGGUCCCGCGCGCGGCGCACUUACACGCCGAUCACCCGUCCCUGUGGGUGAAGCGGGACAUGGUGACGCUCUCGCAGCUCCUGGCCAACAUGCCCGGCUUCGCGGAAUCGACGUACCCGACGGGCGAGACCGGCAUCGAGGCGAUCCUGCGGGCGCUCACCUUUUUCCGCACCGAGGGCGACAACGAAGGAGACGAGAUCCCGGCUACGACGCUGAAGCUGGCAUACCGCUUCUGCACGGCCGUCGAGGAGGACAACCUCGACGCCGCGCGACCGGAGCGGGAUAAUUUGAGACGGGAGAUUAUGAUGUCUGGGUGUAGCGCGCAAGAGGCGAACGAGGCGCUCGAGGCGGCGGCGCAGGUUCUCAUUAACCGCGUUUUCCCCCUGCGCGCGGCGCUGGAUUUGGUGCUGGCCAAGGCAGGGCGGUACGUGGCGAUGGUGCCGGAGGGUUCCGAGGCGGGCGACGAGAUUUGGGUGAUGAAGGGGUGCAAUGCGCCGUUUGUGCUGAGGAAGAGCAAGGAUAGGGAGGGGUUGAGGAGGAUUGUGGGUGCUGCGUAUGUCCACGGGAUCAUGGACGGGGAGGCUGUUGAGGGGGUUGAGGAGUUUGAGCCUGUUUCUAUUCAUUGA